GUCUCUCAUCCUAAUGUCCAAGCAGAAACAAGGAGGUCUAUGAAUCCGCAGCAUACCACCUUUAUUUGCCUCCUCACAAGAUAGCGAUGGUGGCUGCGCACAAGUUCGACCUCCUCGCCGCCGCCAGCGUCGGUUUCAAGACGAUACAUGUCCCAAGACCUGCUGAAGAUCCACGCGAGGUAAGGGAGAGUAUGCGUAGCAAGCAGGACGGCGGUGAAGUGGAUCUUGUCGUUAAAGAUUUUCAAGAGCUGGCGAGGCUUAUACGCAAUUCGUACAGACUUUCGUUGCAGAGCAAGGCAAGUACAGAGGGGUAUUAUCUUCAGAUAUCUCUGUCUUUCAUGGACAAAAUGCGGACCGCUAUAAUAUCUCUAAUGUCCUGACGUGCGCUGGCGUAUGAUGCACGUGAUCUCCUGGCAGACAUUUCUCCUGGGAGGGCCACUUUCACAUAAUUAUAACUCGACAGAUCAGAGGACUUACACGCAAUCGAAGA
Messenger RNA from Suillus paluster, 490 nucleotides. RefSeq lists its product as uncharacterized. Lineage: Eukaryota; Fungi; Basidiomycota; Agaricomycetes; Boletales; Suillaceae. The record is from RefSeq and is a predicted model, not a curated record. The transcript has 2 exons. Bases 87 to 380 code for a protein of 97 amino acids.